UGUACAUCUGUAUCAUUGAACAAAUAAGUUUGAAAGUACACAUCUGUUUGUAUAUUAUUCAUGUCGAACUGGUAUGUCUAAUUGAAAUUAGUUUCUUGAAGUUGUAGGUAUAAGAACCUUGAAAUUGUAAGUAUUCAUCUAUAGAUGACAUAUUAUCGAAACUUUCUUGUGAAAGGUAACCUUGAAAGAUAGUUUCUUGAACUGUAUAAUUUACAUUUGUUUAGCAUUGCUUUGUUUUUUAUAAUUUAUCCGAAAUACCAUUUAUUAUCUUCAUUUUUAUAAUCGAUAAUCAUUUUCAGUUGAUAGGUUCGUCACGUCUUACUUCUCGCUUGUUUGUUAACUCCCCGUGUAAAAGCAAGUCGAUAAUGGAAAAUGACAAUUGGAAAUUUCAUGAUUAUGAAAUUUCCUAAAGUACGUGUACAUUUUAGAGAUAAUGAGAUUUGGUUGAAUGGAUUUAUUUUUUGCACUUGGGCAUCAUUUUCCUAUUUACAAACAAUAUCGUUACGUUGGUAGAAAUUGCAUUACUGUACUAAGUUACGAACAGAGUAUCCAAGUGUGAAAAAAAUCCAUUCAUCCAAUAUAUAUAUAUAUAUGUAUAUAAAUAGUAUAGUGACUUCCAUGACGCAAUAGGGUUUACAAAAAACUGGCUUUAAAUAACACUGACGAUUGGUCAUUUUAAUGGUAUUUAUUAGAAAAGAUUAAACGAAAGUAUAUUUGAAUCACGUUAAUCAGUAUUUCAACAUAUUGCGUAAAUAUCUUCUCAUCGAUUUAAAGUCUAAAGGAAUAAGCAUUAUUUCAUAUGAUGUCAGAGACAAAGUUCCGAAGAUAUUUAACAAAUUUAGUCAGAUUUCUUUUCAUAAUUAAUAUCCAUUUAAUUAUUGAUAUUGUAUUAUAUUUAAUAUGAGUUACCGUCUAAUUAAUUUGUCUAAUAAGAAAUAUCUGAAAAAAAAAGUAUCAAAAAUCAUCGAAAAUUUUAUAUGUAAAAAUCGUCGAUCUAUUUCUUCCCACUUAUCCAUGAAAAGACGAUCCACUCUCCUUAAUUCGUCCCUUUUCUCUAGCCCUUAUUUUUCUUUCGCCGACGAUGCGUCGAAACGAAAGUAGGAUUAAUGAAAAUAGAGAGUACGAGGAGGGCUGUGAGGAGGACCGCACUAAAUGCACGUGUAUAUAUGACCGAGAAGAGAAAGAGAGGGUUCUGCAGCUUUGAUUAAUCGAUGCCGGUCAGAGUUUCUAGAGAAAGACGUCACUCGCAAGACUGCCUUCGUCUAGCCUUUGCCACGCAUUGUGUUUAUCUUGCCCACUUACUUCAAAUCUUUAUUCCAUCGUCUUUCCUUUUUAUUAGAAAACAAAAAAAAAAAAAGAAAGAAGUAAGGAAAGACGAGCUAUUGAAUAAACGAUCAAAUGAUUCAAUUGAUUUUAAAUAUAUAUAAAAUGGAUGUUUAUUUGUUAAUAAUAAUUUGCAAAUUUAUUUAAUAGAAAUAUAUACAUAUAUAUCCAUAUACAUGUAUAUAUAUUUUUUUAAAUAAAAAUUUUUAUACACCAUUUUAUUAUGGCUAGUAAUUUGUCUUUAUGUUAAAGUGAUUCAACGGAUUGCUUAUUCUAAUGAUAUUCAAUAGAAGAAAUCAAACGAAAAUAUAUUUGAAGCACGUUAAUCAUAUAUUUCUAGAUAUACACAAUGAUAUUUCUAUCUCUCAAAAUAAAUGUGAAAUCCUAUUCAUAUACUUAGUAUAUUCAUAUACUUAGAAAGAGAAGAGAGAAAUUCAACGAACGAUUACAGAACAAUUUUUCACGAAUUUUCUCGAAAAUCACAGAUAUAUCGCGUGAGAAGAAUUUUCAGAACAUAUUCUAAAUCUCGCUAUCGCGAUGAUUCGUAGAGGGGUUGCACACAUGGUGGGAUGUCGAUUGUACGAGGAUUGAACAAGGAUGGAACGUUUUUGCGGGGAGUAUUCAAUGUGAAUUUUGUAUCAAUAGCGUUAAUAGUGGGAGGGGACUUAGCAGGAGUCGAAUAUCGAAGAAGCGAACGUGUCGGGGGUGGUUUGGCUUGGUAGUGAAUCAAAGGGCAGCUGAUAGAAAGGGGGGCCUAUGGCCUCCCUCGGCGUAUACAGGAGGUGUGCUAGGGGGUCCAAAUUUUGUAGCCUGGGUAGGCCAACUUCCCUCUCCACUUUCUCAUUUUCCUUUCAUACCGUACCGAGCAAAGUUCUUUGGGCUGUACUUUCGUGUACAGUAAUAAACCAGUGAAAGUUUCCUGGGUUGUCCCUUUUGAAAUGCAUUAAGCCCAUGUACAGUGGAUGGACAACACUGUUGCUAUAUCUCUAUUUUGUUACGAGAAUUAGAAAAACGCUUCAUUCAAUCGUAAGACGUCUCAGUGCUUACUUCGUUCUCUUAGCUCUCUUAGCUCUCUUAGCUCUCUUAGCUCUCUUAGCUCUCUUAUAGAAGUUCACACAAAGUUACAAACACUAGAACAAUUUCUUAAAAGUGUGCAAUCGGUGAUAAAAUAUAUAUUAAGUGCAAGAAGAAAUAGUUAAGUGCGAGUUAAAAGUUAAAAAGUGAAGUAAGUGUUUCUACAUCGUAUAAUUAAAAUGAGCAAUCCAUCCUAUCAUUAUAACAUGGGAGUUAACUACUGCUCUUAUCCAGAAAGACAGAUUGGCAAUGAAUUGAAUCUAACAGCUUGUAAUGAAGUCAAUCAAAGAAUUGGCAACGAAAUCAGUCAAACGGUAGGCAAUGAAAUAUGCCAAAGAACUGGCAAUCAAAUUAUUCAAAGGAUAGGCAAUGAAAUGUGCCAAAGAACUGGCAAUCAAAUUAUUCAAAGGAUAGGCAAUGAAAUGUGCCAAAGAACUGGCAAUCAAAUUAUUCAAAGGAUAGGCAAUGAAAUGUGCCAAAUAACUGGAAAUCAAAUUAUUCAAAGGAUAGGCAAUGAUAUAUGCCAAGGAAUUGGCAAUGAAAUGCAGCAAAAUACUAAUAACCAAAUGAAUCAAGGAGCUGGAAACUGUUACAUGGAACAGCAAGAGUCAAGCAAUCAAUCAACGAGUCUCUUAGAAUCUAUUUUGCGUCAUGGAAAAGAUGCAGUUCAGGAUGGGUAUAUAAAUUCGUGUACAGAAAGUAUUUCGCCGGAAAGCAUGGAGAAUAUGAUAUCAGUAGAGGGAUGCUUGGAAUCUACAGCAAAUACUGUGAUAAUGGGAUAUGAACCAAAUCUCUCCUUAUUGCGACAACGUAAUUAUGUUACUUCGAUGACGGCAUCCAACUCGACAAUGACGGUCCAACGACACAUCUCCGAUCAAUCAGCAUCGGAAACUGAGAAUGUUGCUAAAGGACAAACCAAACGAACUAGGCAAACCUAUACACGUUACCAGACAUUAGAAUUAGAAAAGGAAUUUUAUACGUCACGAUAUUUGAGUAGGAAACGUCGUAUGGAAAUAUCAGAUUUGUUAGGUUUAAGCGAACGACAGAUCAAAAUUUGGUAUCAAAAUAGAAGAAUGAAAGCUAAAAAGGAGGGUCAAGUGGCCGUCAAUCCAACGAAUAAUAGAAUAUUAAAUAAUAUUCCAACCGUUCAACGUUCAUCAACUAAUGCUCGAUCGCGUACCACUCGAAUUCCAAAUUCAUCAAUUGUUAAUUCAAUGUGUACAAAUCGCGUAUCAAAUCUAUCAAAUCCUGUUCCAUCUACGUCAAGAGGAAUAGUUCCCAUAACUGGGCAACAACUUACAUUUCCGCAAUACGAACAACAAAAUCAACAAUAUUACCAGCAAUACAAUCAACAACAUUUUGCCGUCCCAAUGCAGCACAACUUACACAAUUCUUAUUUUGGUUAUAAUAAUAACCACACAAUGCCUAAUAUGCAAUAUUUUCAACAGCAACAACCACAAUAUCCUAAUUACAAUAAUAUUUGUUAUUAUGAUAGAAGAACCUACGACGGAAGUAAUUCAAUGGGCGGUUACAACAAUAAUCAUUGAAUGGGCAAAAUAAAUUUGAAUGGUCCUCUAUAUUUUUUUUUUUUUUAUUAAAAAAAAAAAAAAAAAAAAAAAAUGAAGAAAAAAUAAGAAAGACGAUCGAUUUGAAUAAUACGAUACAUGUGUCUUAUUACUGAUAUUACUGACGGAUGUUGUUAAUGUUACUUAGGUAUAAUAAAAAAAAUUUUUUUUCUGCAAUACAUUAUACGAAUUAACGCAUGAUGACAAUAUAUGUUAAUAAUAUAUAGAAAUAUUAACAAAUGUAUAAUUAUUUUAUAUAGAAGUUGUGUUUUUAUGAUCGAACUUAAGAAGUUAUGCCAUUAAUAAUUUUUUGUUUUAUUUUUUUCUUUUAAGAACAAGAAGCCCAUCGAUGUCAUUUUCAAAGAUUGGCAUGAAAAUUUUUGUAUCUAACUGAACUGGAAUGAUUAAUGAUGUGUUGAAUGUUCGCUCAUGUGGUGACCGAAGCUACGGGGAUUCCGAAUGGUCGAUCGAGAUGGACACGCGAGUCCUCUGACGUAGACACAUCGACACAUAAACGAUGCAGCGAGCGAGUUUCUUAUUGCAUGAGUAUAUAUAUAUAUAUAUAUAUAUAUAUAUAUAUAUAUAUAUGUAUGUGUACGCAUGCAUGCAGAUAUCUACGCUUCUCUGUGAAAAGAUGUCCUACCUCGUCCAAAGCGUACAAUAAUAAAUAAUAAUCCGGUGAGGGUGAUACUUGUAGAAAAAGUAGAGGGUUCUUUAGGUGAAGGGCGAAUUGCAAAUGAUUCCGAAUACUAACUCCAUUUUCAAUGGAUGGAUAAUAGUUAACUUAUUCCAUUGAUCUAAAUGAAAUAAUCACAAGAAAUAAUUUUUCUUUUCUUUUUACUCUAUAUAGGUAUAUCAUGGAGA
This is a messenger RNA of Vespa crabro (European hornet), 4826 nucleotides long. Its product is annotated as homeobox protein Hox-A2-like. NCBI's taxonomy places the organism in Eukaryota, Metazoa, Arthropoda, Insecta, Hymenoptera, Vespidae. The record is from RefSeq and is a predicted model, not a curated record. The coding region runs from base 2577 to 3944 and encodes 455 amino acids. Gene Ontology annotation, cellular component: nucleus. Gene Ontology annotation, biological process: anterior/posterior pattern specification; negative regulation of transcription by RNA polymerase II. Gene Ontology annotation, molecular function: DNA-binding transcription factor activity, RNA polymerase II-specific; RNA polymerase II cis-regulatory region sequence-specific DNA binding. The transcript has 2 exons.